Messenger RNA from Hippoglossus stenolepis (Pacific halibut), 4667 nucleotides. RefSeq names its product papilin a, proteoglycan-like sulfated glycoprotein (gene paplna). Lineage: Eukaryota; Metazoa; Chordata; Actinopteri; Pleuronectiformes; Pleuronectidae. The record is from RefSeq and is a predicted model, not a curated record. Gene Ontology annotation, biological process: extracellular matrix organization. Gene Ontology annotation, molecular function: metalloendopeptidase activity; serine-type endopeptidase inhibitor activity. The coding region runs from base 353 to 4102 and encodes 1249 amino acids. Gene Ontology annotation, cellular component: extracellular matrix. The transcript has 28 exons.
AUUUGUACAGUGGGAAAUUACAGAGUGCGCGUAAAAGCUCUCCAUGUGCGCCAGGAGGGGGCUGUAAUUGCGCCGCGUGCGCGUUGGUUGAAAAGCGCGGCGGUGACGCAGCGGAGGAGAUUUAACCAGCAGGACUUUCUCUUCUCCUGGUCGGUUUCCUGUGGGACAAGAGAGAGAGACACAGAGAGAGAGACAGAGACAGAGGAGCAGCAGCAGGAUAAACCUCCUCAUUCACCAGGACACCGCGUCUUCCAGGUCCCAGCUCCGGAGAGACACCAGCAGCUUCCAGCGCAAGGACCCGAUCCACCAGAGCUCAGGGACUCUGAAGAACCCGCAUCUGAACAGGGGAACAAUGAAGAUGCUGCUGCCUCUGGUGAUCCUCCAGCUGCUCCUGGCUCCAGCUCUCAUGGUGCCCAGUGUGGAUCACUGGGACACGUGGGCGCCUUAUGGAGAAUGCAGUCGCAGCUGUGGCAGCGGAGUGACCAUGAGAACCAGACGCUGUAUCACACUCAGGGCGGAUGGAGGACACAACUGUGUUGGACCAGACAAGUCGUACCGCUCCUGCAACAUCCAGGACUGUCCGGAGGGAUCCAAGGAUUUCCGCGAGGAGCAGUGCUCCCAGUUCGAUGGGACGAACUUCCAGGGGAAACUUUACAAGUGGCUCCCGUAUUAUGGAGCUGAGAACCCCUGUGAGCUGAACUGCAUGCCGAGAGGAGAGAACUUCUUCUACCGUCACCGCAGCGCUGUGGUCGACGGGACGCCCUGUCACCCAGGACGGAGGGACGUUUGUGUGGACGGCGUCUGUAAGCGUCUGGGCUGUGACAACAUGUUGGAGUCUCCUCAGCAGGAGGACCCCUGUCUGCAGUGUGGGGGCAACGGACAGUCCUGCCGCCAGGUCAAGAACAGCUUCGCUGUGCGAGACCUGCCCAACGGCUACAACCAGAUGUUCAUCAUCCCAGUCGGAGCGACCACCAUCAGCAUCAGAGAGACGGUGGCUUCACGCAACUACCUCGCGAUCAAGAACCUGCGCGGUGAGUACUACCUCAACGGCCACUGGGUGAUUGAGUUCUCCAGGGCAACACCCAUCGCGGGCACCAUGCUGUACUACCAGCGAGGAGCUGAGGGCGACAACGUCCCUGAGACCAUCAUCGGCCGCGGCCCCACCACUGAACCCCUGGUGGUUGAGCUGAUCAGCCAGGAGCCAAACGCCGGGGUGGAGUACGAGUUCUACCUUCCCAACGGACGCUCCAGAGAGGGCUACUACUGGAGCUUUGGCUCUUGGUCCGCCUGCAGCAGAGAGUGUGGAUCAGGCUACCAGUCUCGCUUGGUCUUCUGCACCAUCGACAACGAGUCCUACCCCGAUUAUCUCUGCGCAUCUCUGCCGAGGCCUCAGACCAACCGCACAUGCAACCCACACCCGUGCCCCGAAGUCCACAGGAUGGCGUACCUGUAUCCACCACAGUUGUGGAGAUCCUCACAAAGACCCAGAGCCCAUGUAUUCAGCUGGAAAACCGGGGAGUGGAACACCUGCUCGGUCACCUGUGGUGGAGGCUCCCAGGUUCGCAGUGUGCAGUGCAUCUCCCACGAUGCCUCAGGGCCCCGCGUGGUGGAGGAUGCCGUUUGCGCCGCCUACACCGAGGCACCUCCGCCUCUGCAGACCUGCAACAUGCACAAGUGUACCGAGUAUCAGGUGACCACCUGGAGUGUGUGCUCUGUGACCUGCGGUUCGGGGGAGCAGACCAGAGAGGUGACCUGCAUGGGGUCAGGUGGGAUGAGGCUGGAGGAGACAUCCUGCAGCACGUUGCUCCGUCCAACCGCCGUCCAGCCCUGUGAGAUGGCCGCCUGCCUGAAACAGAUCAGCUGGCACGUUGGCGAGUGGGGCCUGUGUUCAAAGAGCUGUGGCUCCGGCUCUCGAGAACGCCAGGUGAUCUGCUCGGACCGAGAGAGGAACCUGUACCCUGUGGGUCGGUGUAACCCCCACCCCAAACCCACCACAGUGGAGCGCUGCAACAGGCAGCCCUGCUACAGUCCACAGGUUGUCCCCAGCGUCCAGGACCCACGAGGACAUGACAACACUCAGACUGUCUUCCAGCCGUACGCUCCGGAUCACGCAACAGUCCGCAGGCCGGAGACGGACCCGACCCAGACGAACGCGGUCCACGACCCUCACAGCUCCGCCCCUGCCCUCCACUGCAGCCAGUCGCAUUACGGCUGCUGCCCGGACGGACGCACCUCAGCUGGAGGCCCUCAGGGUCUGGGCUGCCCUCAGGCCGCAGCUCCCACUCCUGUCCAGCCGUCCUGCUUUCACACCAGUUACGGCUGCUGCCGAGAUGGCGUGACGGCCGCUCAGGGCCCCAACAAGGAGGGCUGCGUGGAGUUUGUGGCCCUUGCACCCACUACUGCUCCUUCCCUCCCCACUGAGAACGCAGUGCAGUGUCGCACCACCACCUACGGGUGCUGCUACGACCGCACCUCACCUGCAGGGGGACCCAACGGGGAGGGCUGCCCCAACCCACCCAACCACAUCGAGCGCUCCAUCUGCUCCCUGCCUCGUGCCGCCGGCUCCUGCAGCAGCUGGAUCUCACGCUACUACUUCGACGUCAUCACGUCCAAGUGUGUGCACUUCUGGUACGGCAGCUGCCACGGCAACAGCAACAACUUCAUGACCCGGGCCGACUGCCACAGGGCGUGUCAGGCACCUGCACCGAGCCAGCAGGGCCCCGAGGUUCUGGCUCCCGCUGGAGAGCCAACAUCGAGGAGAGAAUCCACCCCUGGGAGGCCCACAUCUGGAGCAGGCUCCUCAUCUGGAGCAGGCACCUCAUCUGGAGCAGGCACCUCAUCUGGAGGAGGCGGGUCCACCUCUGGAGGGUCAACAGGCGGGCAGUCACGCAACAUGGGGAGGAUUUUCACAGUCCAGGGAGGUUCGAGCACCGGCACCGGCAGACAGGCCACAAGCGCCGCCACAAACGCCCACAGAGGUAGAACCUAUCUGCGGGGACGCCGGCCUGCGCCUGUCACCGCUGCACAGCACAGCAGCCCAGCAGCGAGUUUGACGCUGGGUGAAGUGACCAUCGAUAAGUCGGACCCCUCCACAGUGGAAGCUUUGGUCGGCCAGACGGUCGUGCUGCCCUGCAGAGUCAGUCCUCCGCCGUCCUCCACCGUCAUCGUGGAGUGGAGACGAGAGGGCGUCCCUCUGUCCACGCGCAGGCAUCACCAGCAGCCCAAUGGCUCCCUGUUGGUUGGUCCUCUCACCAAGUCGGACUCUGGCUGGUUUUUGUGCUUGGCCACUCGGGAACGUGAGAGAGAUCACCGCUACAUUUACCUCUCCGUCUCAGAGGGAUCGUCCCCCACCUCUCUCCCCGGAGACGGCCCGUUCCCUCGGUUCAGUAUUGACCGUUCGAGUCCGUCUUUGCUGGAAACGCGAUCAGGACAAACUGUCCGGCUGCCCUGCACCAUCGUCCCUCCGUCAGCUCUGCAGUCUGUCAGCGUUCAGUGGACAAAAGAUGGACGGACCCUCACUGACUCCAGGUUUACCCAGAAGUCCGAUGGCACGCUGAUCGUUGGUGGCCUGAAGUCUGGUGACUCCGGGGUCUACACGUGCACAGCCUCCAGUCUGCAGCAGCUGGACCAGAGACAACUGCAACUCAGAGUCCAAGUGGACCUGAAGAUCACCACGGCCCCAAACAACAUCCAGGUGUCUGAAGGCAGCACGGCUCUGCUCCCCUGUGUGGUGUCAGGAGACAACAUUAACAUCGGCUGGUCCAGAAAUGGCGUCCCGGUGCGUCCAGACGGUCGUAACAUCCUGAUGUCAUCCGACGGCAGCUUGAUCCUAAACAAUGUGAAGUCGUCGGACGAGGGCACGUACACCUGUAACGCCUACACGGGCAUCUACUCAGUGAGCGCCACGGCUGAAGUGAGGGUCAUCAAAGACACGCAACAAGGUGUCGAUGUGCCUCCAGAAUGCGUGGACCAGCCCGAGCUCGCCAACUGCGAGCUGAUCGUCUACGCCCGACUUUGCUCCAACUCGUACUACUCCAGUUUCUGCUGCGCCAGCUGCACCAGGCAUUCACAGAAAAACGACAGGUUCGGCUGGCUGGGUUAAAACCGCCGAGCGAUUGAAAAACCGUGGCCCAGGCAGGUUGGUGCUCUCGGGGACUGGAUCUUUAAAAACCUGAACUUUCAACUCUGAACUGCCGCAUUUGCCCAAAGGACUUAAACAUAUCCGAGCAGGUUGUGCAGAGUCGUACUUCAACGAUACAAAAGGGACUGAUUACUGUAGGCGUAGUUAAAUCUGUGGAGUAGGAUUUCUGCAGCUUUGUUCAGGGAGCCUUUACAUGUAGGAAGCGAAUGAUCCCGUAACGUCUGUUGAAUGUGACCAAUCAAAACUCAGACUUUUUCUUUUGAAACGUGUUUAACAUUAAGUUAUUGCUCAACUGGACCGACUUUAUGAUUCAUGCUCUCUGUUUUUAAGAGAAUCGUACAGCUGAUGCAGGAUUUAACGUAUCGUGAAACUUCUCCAUCCUCGCUGUAGUGUUAGCCACCAUAUUUCUUUUGAAGAAAUCGAUGCAGGAAUUUGCUUUUUCGCUGAUUCUGUGACGUACCAGGAGCUCACACUGUUUAUUUGUAUGUAAUUAUUUGAUAAUAAAAUAAUAUUUUGAUUAAAAAAA